This is a messenger RNA of Penicillium macrosclerotiorum, 2178 nucleotides long. RefSeq names its product lipid-binding SYLF domain-containing protein. The record is from RefSeq and is a predicted model, not a curated record. NCBI's taxonomy places the organism in Eukaryota, Fungi, Ascomycota, Eurotiomycetes, Eurotiales, Aspergillaceae. Gene Ontology annotation, molecular function: phosphatidylinositol binding. Bases 1 to 2178 code for a protein of 725 amino acids. The transcript has a single exon.
AUGUCUCAAUCGACAUGGGAAAAGACCAAGCGCGUCUCCAAGCAGGGGUUUGAUAAAGCUUGGAAGACCGUCGACAAACUCGGCGCCCCCGUCAAUCGCCUAUCCAACAAAUUGGGCGCGGAGGCGUUCUGGCCCAUGGCCAUCGAUAAAGAAAGCGACAAGGCCGCCCGCAUUCUGCGGAGCUUCUGCAAAGACGGCUUUUAUGCCCCCGAAUCCGAAGUAUAUACCGAUGAGAAUGGCAAGAUCAACCGGCCCAAGGGCAAGCAGCGAGUCAUCAAGAAGAUCCCCGCACAAGUGAUCAAGAACGCCAAGGGCAUUGCCAUCUUCACGACCAUGCGUACCGGGCUCUGGAUUAGUGGCUCUGGGGGCAGUGGCGUGCUCAUGGCGCGCGUCCCCGAGACCGGGGAAUGGAGUCCGCCCUCGGGCAUCAUGCUACACACCGCGGGCGUGGGCUUCCUCGCUGGCGUGGAUAUCUAUGAUUGCGUCGUGAUCAUCAACACCAUCGAAGCGCUGGAAGCCUUCAAGAAAGUGCGCUGCACCUUAGGUGGCGAGGUCAGUGUUGCCGCCGGGCCCGUGGGAAUGGGUGGCGUGCUGGACUCCGAGGUCCACAAGCGCCAGGCUCCGAUCUGGACCUACAUGAAGAGCAAAGGGCUGUACGCCGGCGUGGCCGUCGACGGCACGAUCAUCAUUGAGCGCACCGACGAGAACGAGCGCUUCUACGGGGAGCGGAUCUCCGUCCACGAGAUCCUGGCCGGCAAGGCCCGCCAUCCACCUGCCUCCAUCAACACACUUCUCCAAACCCUCAAAGCCGCCCAGGGCGACUCGGACGUGGAUGAAACCCAGAUCCCACCCCCGGGCGAGACCCCCGGCGACCUCGAGCUGAACGAGGAUCAGACGGGCUUUGGUGUGCCAGCCUCGGACGACCCGGAUCCUUAUGGUGUGAAGGCGUUGGAGGCGGAGGGCCUGUUCAUCCGGGAGGCCGGCACUAAGGUGAGGCCAAGUCCUGAUGUCUUUGAAUUCCGCCCCAAUCCUAGCAGCCCUGUGUACGCGACGUUCGCGCGACGUAGCCUCGACAGCUCGCCGCGAAAUAGUUGGCGAGCCAGUGUGCAGAGCUACAUGAGCGUGGAUCGUGGGACUCAAACGGAUGAUGCCCCGCUAACUGCGACCACUUCAGUAAGCCGAGCUUCCUCGCGGAGCGCUAAGGGAUCGACGGAUGUGCCGGCCCCGAACCCGUGGGAGGAAGAUGGGUCUCGCUGGGACAUAGUUCCGAUUCAUGGUGGCGAAGAGCGCGAGAAGCAAGAGGAGGAGCACGAAAAGCACGGGGUUAGUGAGGAGAAGAGUUUGAAGCAAGCGGAUGGACACGCCGAUGUUGAAGAGCACGAAGCGGUCGAAUCUGACGACGAUUUUGAGGUUCACGAAGUCACCAAUGCGACCAUGACAAAACAGGAGAACGCGGCACAGGAACACACAGAUGCAAGCGAGUCCCGCCGGAUGUCGCCCACAUUCACACGGGCGAAGCUGGUCACGAUCAACAAGCGUCCAACUCCGCCAGCGCUGCCUCCUCGUCAUCCUCGUCACACUUGGGGCUCUGGGUCCAGCCGCGACUCGACGUCUCCAACUGCCCUUUCUCAAUCAAGCCACAGCACGCAGCCGACAGAAGCGACUCAGGAGCCCGUGGAGUCGUUCGAGACUUUCAAUGAUGCUACUGUUCACCCCUCAAAUGUGAAGACCCUUCAGACCAGUGCCGUUCUUCCUGAAGUUGUCGAUGAGGAUGACCUCGCCGAGUCUGAUACCGAAAUAACUGCCGACAAGGAUGAAUUCCUUUCGGCUAAUGGCGACCAGGAAGAGGAAUCGACCCAAGAUGAUGAAUUGGUGAACGAAGUGGCCACUUUGCAAGCCAUCGACGCAGACACAGAUUCGAAGCAGUCUCUGCUGAUCGUCACCGACCCGACAAAGGAGACUGACGUCAAGGAUGAGAAAGAGCAGCUGCUAGUCGAUCAGAACAAGGACGAGUCCAAGGCUGACCAAGCCGAGGAGGCACCCGACAGCCCUGAAGAAGCAUUGCAAGAGCUCAAAGAAAAGCUGCAUGAACCUAAUCUCGACACGCCGCAGAUCGACAAAUCGCAGUCGACAAAUGCCCGCGAUGACGAAAUCAGCCCCAAGACGCUCUCCUCCUAG